This is a messenger RNA of Vicia villosa (hairy vetch), 2297 nucleotides long. RefSeq names its product O-fucosyltransferase 7. The record is from RefSeq and is a predicted model, not a curated record. NCBI's taxonomy places the organism in Eukaryota, Viridiplantae, Streptophyta, Magnoliopsida, Fabales, Fabaceae. The coding region runs from base 242 to 1816 and encodes 524 amino acids. The transcript is spliced from 12 exons. Gene Ontology annotation, cellular component: cytoplasm.
UACUACAAAGUUUAAACUUUGAACAGAUCAAAAUCGAUUACAGUAGUUACUAAAACCUAGGGUCACAUAAUUCUUGCAAUCUGAAAAAACAAACCCCCAUCAUUACCUUAAACCCGACCACACCAAAAACAACGUCGAUUUUGUUGUCUUGUUUUUCGAUUAUUGUUUUUCAUUUUUCACUGCAUGGUUCUAAUUUUGGGGGUGAAAUCGGUGAUUGAUUGAUUGAUUGAUUGAGAGUGGAAUGCUGAGAAGGAGGUUGAUUUCGUUGGUAUUCUUGAGGAAACUGUUAACUGCAGCUAUAUGUUUGAUAGCUGUUGUGGCUUUAUUCUCUGUUCAUUUUCAUAUUGUUCCUUCCUCUAAGGAUCAUAAGUUCAAUGACAAGAUAACCACGACUCGGGACUUACAAAGCUGGACACGGGAGCUAGCUCCACCCCAUUUAUCCAAAGCAGCACUUCAAACUCCCAAGUUGAAUGGUUCCAGACGGGAUUCAGAUUACGAGAAGCUGUGGAAGCCUCCAUCGAAUCGAGGGUUUCUUCCCUGUGCAAAUCCUACUCCUAAUUACACUUCUCCCGUUGAGUCACGAGGAUAUCUUUUAGUUCAUACAAAUGGUGGGCUCAACCAAAUGCGUUCCGGGAUAUGUGAUAUGGUAGCUGUAGCUCGUAUCCUAAAUGCUACUCUUGUAAUUCCAGAACUCGAUAAAAGAUCCUUUUGGCAAGAUACAAGCAACUUCUCUGAUAUUUUUGAUGAAGAUCAUUUUAUUAAUUCUCUAGCUAACGAUGUCAAAAUAAUUAAGAAGCUUCCCAAUGAACUGGUUAAUGAAACCAGAAAGGUUAAGCAAUUCAUAAGCUGGUCUGGCAUGGAUUACUAUGAGAAUGAGAUUGCGAAGUUGUGGGAUGAUUACCAAGUUAUUCGUGCUUCCAAAUCGGAUUCACGGCUAGCAAACAACAAUCUACCUCCAGACAUUCAGAAGCUUCGCUGCCGAGCCUGUUACGAAGCUCUUCGUUUCUCUCCUCGCAUUGAACAAAUAGGAAAAUUGUUAGUCGAGAAAAUGAGGUCAUUGGGUCCUUAUAUUGCAUUGCAUUUACGCUACGAGAAGGAUAUGCUUGCAUUUAGUGGGUGCACACAUGAUUUAUCUCUAGACGAAGCUGAAGAGCUACGGAUUAUCAGGGAGAACACUUCGUAUUGGAAAGUAAAGGAUAUUGACCCCAUUGAACAGAGAGCCAAAGGGUUUUGCCCCUUAACUCCAAAGGAAGUUGGAAUUUUUCUUACAGCUCUUGGAUAUCCAUCGAAGACUCCGAUAUACAUUGCUGCUGGAGAGAUAUAUGGGGGUGAGUCUCAUAUGGCUGAACUGCGAUUCCGUUAUCCAUUGUUAAUGAGCAAGGAAAAGUUGGCAUCUUUUGAGGAGCUUGAACCCUUUUUUAAUCAUGCAUCUCAAAUGGCGGCUCUUGACUAUAUUGUAUCUAUUGAAAGUGAUGUAUUUAUACCUUCUUAUUCUGGAAACAUGGCAAGGGCUGUUGAAGGUCAUCGCCGAUUCCUUGGGCGUGGAAGAUCAAUAUCUCCAGAUAGGAAAGCCCUUGUUCGACUCUUCGAUAAACUGGACCAAGGAACAAUGACCGAGGGGAAAAAGCUGUCGUAUAGGAUUAUUGAUCUCCACAGAAGACGGCUUGGUUUCCCGAGAAAGAGAAAAGGGCCAAUAUCGGGAACAAAGGGAAUGGACAGGUUUCGCUCGGAAGAAACCUUUUAUGCUAAUCCUUUACCUGAUUGCUUAUGUCGGACAGAACCAUCACCCCAAAACAUCUCUCACAUUGUCAAGUAAAUCAGAUAUUACACAACUUUUUCAUUGGAAAAAUAAUUAUUACAAAGGCGCAACACUUGUGUAAUUUAUCAAAAAGAGGUUUAGAGGCUUAUGUGUGCGCGCAGCUGGAAGAUGUGGUCGAUGAGUGUAUAUAUCGGUAUCGAUUCUGCGGGGCGCGAUUAAUUUUGGAAAAAAUAAAAGGAAAAGAAAAUCCAUAUUCAGUUAUUGGUAUGCACACUUAUUUAGUUGUGUUAUAGGAUGAGAACUUCAUGAAGGGAUGAUGGUGCUUUGAGAUGACUGGAUUCAUUCAUUUAUUCUAAUUGGCUUGUUUAUAGAGGGGUAAAGGCUUUGGGAUGUAGCCACUUAAUGAGAAAUCCUAAGUAGUUUCACUUAAUGUAAAUUCUCAAGUAUUUAUUUUAUUUAAGUGAUUUCAGUAUUUUAACUUUCUUGAUCAAGUGUUGGUAUAUUAGUUUUUAGAGAACAGAUGUUACUUUUUGAAUUA